ACGUCAUGGCGCAUGUCAGAUCGCGCGUGUGUCAGUGCCGCUAUCAGCCUCGUCUGCCCGCAGGCACGGAUAUUUCUCGCGGUUUCGCGAAAUGAUGUUUCGCGAGUCGUCCGCGUAAAUAGAGUGUCCGGGUGCCAGAAGUGCCGCGUCCGUUGUGUCGCCAGCCGGGAGCCGUGAGGAUGGCGGAGUCGAGCGGACCGAUUCUUCAUGUCAUCGUCGUCGGGUUUCACCACAAGAAAGGCUGCCAGGUAGAAUACUCGUUUCCACCGUUGGUGCCUGGCGCGCCUAACGAGUGCCCGUUGGGAUGGAAGUAUCUGCCCACGCUCGCUCUGCCCGAUGGUUCGCAUAACUACGACGAGGACACGGUCUAUUUUCACUUACCUAGUCUGAACGAUCCGAAACGUACGAUCUACGGCAUUUCGUGUUUCCGCCAAAUACCCGUGGAGAAACUGAAGAAUCGCACGUCCGAUAUAACGAGGGGCACUGUUCAGAAGUCAGUUUGCGUGCUGAGCACUUUGCCCCUGUACGGACACAUUCAAGUGAAAAUGGCCCUGAUAACGCACGCGUAUUUCGAAGAGGGGGAUUUCAGCAAAGUGUCCUUACUAGAGGAUACUUAUCAUCAUCUUAAUUCAUGUAUGAGCGGCGAGAGUCAGAUACCGCCGCAAAUCUUUGUUGGCUUGUCCGCAAGAGACUUUAUAUUGCAAUUCCGUCACAAAGUGUUGCUCCUGUUUAAAUUGCUCCUGCUUGAGAAAAGGAUAGUUUUUUACCAGUCGCCCGUGCAGCCGCUGUGCGCCACGAUACUGACUCUACUGUCGCUUUUUCCCAACAUGAUUGAGCACGGUCUCCAACAAGCGGCUUGUGUGAGACCAUCCAGGCCGAUGUCUCCGAUUCCGACUUUCGACGAGGAAGAGAUCUCAAUGAAUAACAUCGACGAUUCCAACUUGUCGUGCGCUCGUAUCGUCAAGGACAAUAUGUCGAACGCGAGUCACGACGAGCAGUGCAACGAUAACAGCAACCGAAACUCCCUGUGCAUCAACGACAACAAGACCAUGGAGUCGAUGGAGGGCAAGUGCUUGGACGGGCUGCAGCACGUGACCCUGCAGAAGAAUAACAACGACAACGAGAAUCUAAAUAUGAAGGUCAUCGAAAUAGAGUCGGCGCAGGAGUGCACCGAGUCCUACUUGGAGGAGAGCAAUUCCAAAUACUCGCCGAAGCCGAACGAUAACGUGCACAGGGUGCAUAGCGUGAACGCCAUCACGUUGAGCACGGGCGACACGGAUAACAGCUUACCUCGCGACACGAGUAGCGACGCGCUUUCCGACGCGAGAUUAACGAACAACAUUACGCAAAUCGCGCACAUUAACCCGGAGCUGUGCGGCCUGCCUUUGGAGUUGUUUACGAAGGGAUAUCUCUGCUUACCUUACCUAUCUCUGCCCUACUUGGAUCUCUUGGGGGACGUUAACGUCAGAGGAUAUAUAGUAGGCGCUACGAAUGUGCUGUUUAAACAAAAGAAGCAGCUCAUCGAUGUGCUAAUCGAGGCCGAAAACACGCGGAUAGAGGCGACCGAUCCCGAGCUGAGACGGCAGCUGCAUCUCACCACCGAGGACCUGCGAUUCGCCGAUUACGUCGUAAGGCACGUGGCCGAGCCUCGGAAGGACAUUUUUCUCGACGGGGUCGGAUGGGAGGGCGGCGACGAAUGGAUCAGAACGCAGUUCCGGGUGUACCUGCUGAGCAUGCUGCGCACCUCCAUGCAGCAGGACACCCGUCAGUCGGACCACUACAAUGCGGCAUUCAUGUCCGCGUGGCGCGCCACGAAUAAUUACAAGACGUGGUGUAGCGCGAGCAAAUCAGAGAUACACAACAUCGAGCCCGGUCAUCCCUUCGCCGGUCAGCUGUCGGUCCAGGAUAUGAAAUUACGGUUGUCACACACGAUGCAGAACACGGAAAGCGGCAGAAAGUUGAAUCAGGCGAUGGCAUCGACUGGGCGCGCGGUGGCCACCACUGGGAAAGCCGUGGGGGGAGCGCUGUCACAAGCGAAAGGGGCAUUCUCGAACUGGUGGAGCACGCUGACGACAGUUCAGCCGGUCGACGAAGCAAAGAUUGACAAUCAAACGACAAACAACCAUCACACGGUGUCCAGCGUCACGGACAAAGAGUCUGUCGAAGACGAGGAGAUGAAUAUCUCUACUACGAAUAACGCGGAUCUCACCGUAGACUUCGAUUAAUACGGAAACGUAUGCCGAUGAGAGGCUGAAGAUCGCGAGUGACUGAGGCUAAAAAUACAAGAUACUCGGACACUGGUAAAGAUAAUAUAUAAUGAUAAGUAAAAUUGAAACGAAAGAUUCUUGCAAAGACUCGUGUAGUUGAACGGCCGAAUUUUUUUAAGCACUUGAGUUUUCAGCGAGAGAAAGUAUAAAUUAAAAUCGCGUACGUACAACAGACUAUAUUUAAUGUGAUACGCGGCUUCGCAAGAAGACUUCUUUUCUAGGCAAAUGCUAGGAGCUAAGCUGAUACAUUGCUGAUUUGAGUACAAGUUUUUUGUAAUUUUCGCCGAAUAUUCUGUAUAUAUAAUUUCUAUAUGGUUUAUAUAUUUGUAAGAUAUGUGAUAUAAUUUCGUUACAAAAAGACACGUGAGACCAUCGUCGGUGGUACCCUCUACUCAAUUUUUUUUCAAUGUUGCGUGCAAUUGAGCGACGCUCUAUAAAGACGUCAAUCAAUUUUAAACUGUAAGCAAUGGGGAAAGCAUUUUUUUCAGUCACAAAUCUUAAUUAUUCUCGAGGGCUAUUCUACACACACGGACAUAUAUAUACUACAGUAAUAUUGUUUCGUUUAUACGUAGAGAUAUUCUCGCUUAAGAAGUACCUGCAUCCUCUGUACAUAACAAAAAGUAGUGCAAGGUAUAUUACGCGCGCACGUUUACAUCGCGACUGUCACGACUAAUUUCUCAUCCGAGCUUUGCGUAUUUAUUUCGACGGGAUAUUCGUCUCGUUUAUCUCGCUCGAAUCGGUAGACUACAUUCUCCUUUAGAUACGUGAAAAAAAGAAAGAGAAGAGUGGUGAGUGUUUGAUAUACGCCACAUCGCGCGUUAUAUCGACCGUGGCAAAUUUCUAUCUAGCAGGGUUCAGUAUUUCGUAUUGUCGUGAAUAUACUGGGUUUACAUGUAGAGAGAGAAAGACAGAGAGAGAGAGAGAGAGAGAGAGAGAGAGGAUUCGCGCGGAAAGUUCGGAAACUGGGACAGCCGAUAUCCGACAAGACAUAAACAUUGUACAUUGUUCCAUAAUUCAUUUCACUAAAAGGCUAAUCCUGUUAUUGACAAUAUUGCUACCUCCAUUUAUUGUCGAGAUUACACCGUACGAUUAGUUCCCGUGUAUAACACGACGAUCCCUUAAUAAUUCUCGAUAGAUCGGCAAAUGAAAGAUCUAAAUCAUGAUAGAUAGUUGUUAAAGUAAUCUUGUAUCCGUCGGAAUAAAUUGUUAGUUUUGACCGUCAAGAGAUCGUGGACGAUCAUUCGUGGGACGGGGAGCUGCCGUUUAAACGUAACAGAAUUACGAUUCAAUUAAGCUUAGAGCACACACGUGUAGGAUCAUUUAUAGCGCUAUACUAGCGUAGUCAUUAUGGUAACAUACGUAUAUCUGAUUAAGGUAAGAAGGUUUUUCUCCGCCGCAAUAUUCGUAAUUACGCGAACGUGUUAUUAAUUUACGAUUCUCCUCCCCCACUUGCAGAGCUUAAUCGUACUUAAUACUCAUUCUAUUUUUACACCGUCUUUUUUUUUUGUUUUGAACAAGCGAAUCUCAAACGGCCACAUUUGGCGCUGAAUGACGAUUUUUGUUAUACAGAUCCGUAAAAUCGAUCCGUUAAAUUUUAUUUUAAAUUUUAUCUUAAGCCGUUAUUUAAUAGAAGGCGAUACGUAGGAAUUAUUAUGCGAGCUGUUUAUUUUGAAAGCGAUCGACAGUAUCUAAUCUCAAUGGCACGUUUUAUCUCACUUAAAUCUGUGCUAACGCGACACACAUCCACAAACAAACACGCGCACACACACACACACACACAAUAAACAAAUAGACACACACAAAACUACCACUGUUUUCAGAAUAAACGGUUCACAUAUGCCAGUCUAGUUUAAGUUAUUAUAAGUGCAUCUUUGUGAUAUUUAGUUCAUCAUAAAUCAACGACUCGAAUUGAAUUCUCCGUAGAUUCGGUGUUUUAGGGUACGUAUACUUUAUUUAUGUAAGUAAAAGGUGUGCCAAAUGUGGAACGUGUACAUUUUUAGAGGAAAGUAUCGAUGUGUGAGUGUAAUGUAUUUUGCAAUUAAACGGCGUGAUGCAAAUUCAGGCGAAAUGAUCAAGCCGCUAAUCAACGAAAUCGGCACUGAACGUUUAAUAAUUUUAAUAAACUUCUUUUUAUUAAACGUUCAAUAAAAUUAUCGUCCUAAAUAAAGAUUUUUCACGAACCCUUGCCAUUAAAGAAAAAUAUGUGAAUCCUUUUCGAACGAUCCAUAUAUUCGAAUUUAUGUGAUGAAUUUUGCUCGCGCUGUUCUUUGAAAUUAUUAUAUGAAAAUAGAUAUGUAAAGUAUAGAUGUUUUUAUUUAUAAUCCUUUUUAAUACGUGUACAUACAUUUUAUUUAUUACAAGACAUAUUUUUCAGCGACACCACAAAAUUAUUAUAGGAUAUUUUUAAUAUACUUCCUUAGCCGUUAAGAUUUAUGCUUUGCGAUCAAAUUACAAACACAUUCUAUGUAUCAAGAAUACAAGCUGAUUUAUCACCGAUCGAGAUAACAAAAAUGGUAGAAAAAAAAAAUAAUUCGGCGAUCCUUUCGCACCACUUUAGAUGCUAUAUUAUCGCGAGGGGAAGUUAUUUACGACUCUCCCUCUCCCUCCCUUCCCCUCACAUUGAAUAUAAUUGAAUAUGUUUUCUAUAUUUAUAAAACGCGAGUUUGUACAGCUUACGAAAAUGUAAGGAGAACGGAGCGUCGCACGAUCUGAGAAACAACUCGUUAUGUAUUGUAUUCUAUGACUGUAGUAUCACAACGUUCAUCAAAAUACUAAGAGAAAAUAAUAUAUCCAA
Wasmannia auropunctata (little fire ant) is the source of this 5061-nucleotide messenger RNA. RefSeq names its product late secretory pathway protein AVL9 homolog. Bases 180 to 2225 code for a protein of 681 amino acids. The transcript has 9 exons. The record is from RefSeq and is a predicted model, not a curated record. Lineage: Eukaryota; Metazoa; Arthropoda; Insecta; Hymenoptera; Formicidae. Gene Ontology annotation, cellular component: cytoplasm.